Cokeromyces recurvatus is the source of this 1797-nucleotide messenger RNA. RefSeq lists its product as uncharacterized. NCBI's taxonomy places the organism in Eukaryota, Fungi, Mucoromycota, Mucoromycetes, Mucorales, Mucoraceae. Bases 1 to 1797 code for a protein of 598 amino acids. The record is from RefSeq and is a predicted model, not a curated record. The transcript is spliced from 3 exons.
AUGGAUUUAUAUCUUCCAGCUGAGCUAGUCGAGUUAAUAGCAUUAUGUCUAUCUAAUAACGAACAAUUUCACUGCCUUACAAUUUCUAAAAAAUGGUAUGAAUCAAUAUUUCGAGCACUUUAUAAAAUAAUUCGAAUCAACUAUCGUCGACAACUUAAAUUAUUACUCAAGCUGUUCAGCUAUCAACCAAAGUAUGGUCUCUUAGUUCGCCAAAUUUAUUUUAAUAAAUCAAGCCAUAACAUUGUUGGUAUCACCACACAAGAAUUAGAUCAAUUAAUUACAUAUUGUCCAUUUUUAGAAAUUCUCGAUUUCGAUCAGAGUAUUUGGAAAUACAUUAAACAUGCCUCCAUUUUUAAAUAUCAACUAAAACAGUUACCCACUUUGAAUCUGUAUGCACCUUCUUUAUUUUUAUUAGAGAAUCCUUUCUAUCUUCUCACAUUAACUCAGUUAACUUUAUGUGGUGAACUAGUGUCUCAACUGUUUGAUCAUUCUCCUAGACUGAUUCAAUUACUAUCCAAUACACCUGACUUAAGAAGACUCACUCUUGAUAGUAAACAGCAUAAAUCACAUGUUAUUUAUGUAUCAUAUCACAUUAUAGAAGCUAUUCAUACUUCAUUGACAAAACUUGAGGAAUUGGAAAUAACAGGGUCCUUCCAGUUUCAUAUACAAAAUGGGGAUGGAUUAUUAGGAUUCAUAUAUCCUACAAAAGUGCGUAGGCUAAAAUUGAAAGCAAAUUUAUUGCCGCCUCAAUGGAUUUAUUAUAUAGCACAAAAGUACCCACAGUUAGAGGAACUUGAUCUAGAAGUGAUGAACACGGCAGAUAACUUGACAUCUUAUCAUCAACGGGAAGGCAUUCAAUACCUUUUCUCUCUAUUAUUAGAUCAUUGUUUGCGUCUUUGUAAAAUUCAGUUAGACAGUAGAACAGCAACGAUGUAUUUAACACCAUUCUUCUUUGAAAGGUCAACAAGCCAUAAGUCUUUAAAAGAAAUUAAAAUAAAAAAUAUACCCUAUAACCUUGUCUCUUGUGAACAUGUAUUUUUCGAUACUUUGGUCAAAUAUGGUCAACAACUUGUGACAGGAUUAGGCACAGAGUUCAUCGAUACUAACCCACUUUCUCAUUUUACUAAUCUAACAGAACUCAGUUUAUGCUGUGGUUAUCCUUAUGUUGACUGUGGUUUAAAUCUGCUUUUGAUUCAUUGCAAAAAGCUGAAGCAUCUUACGAUACGAUCAGCUCAUGUUAUGAUCGAACAACUAAAUUAUGUCUAUUAUCGUGAACUUAAAGGUCAUCCACUAAUCUCACUUCAUCUGAGUGCUGUCUCAUUUUCAUCCGAUAUCUUUGUUUAUUUAGGGAAUGCAUGUCCUGCAUUAAAUCAGCUUUCAAUUUAUGAUUGCAGUCAAAGAGAUAAUUUUGCUAAUUGUAUUCAUAUCAAUAUGCCUAAUAAUAACUUUCAUUCUAUCAUUAUUAAUGGUAUUCGGCUUGAUUCUGUACUACUUCAUGCUCUUGUUUGGAUGCCUAAUGCACGUGUCUUAUCCAUCAAGACGGCAACUGGUAAAAAAAAAAGAUGGUAUCAUGUUUAUAAUAGAAACAAGUUAUGCUACCCUGUAAAUCCAAAAAUCCAAAGAUUAAACGCUCGUAAAGCAACUAUCGCAGAGUGUUAUUAUCAACUUAAUCAUCAAAGUUAUUUAGACGAAAUUAUUAAAUGGGAAGAUGAUUUAUUGUUUGGUCAAAUUGAAAUUCAAUGUCGAUCUAUCAAGCACUGGGAAUUCAUUUGUCAUACGACUUUUAACGAAUUUUGA